AUGGCGCCGGUCAGUUUGCCUCCUGGUUUCAGGUUCCACCCCACUGACGAGGAACUCAUCAUCUACUACCUUAAGAGGAAGAUCAACGGGAGACAGAUUGAGCUCGAAAUCAUUCCGGAGGUUGAUCUUUACAAGUGCGAGCCAUGGGAUUUGCCAGAAAAAUCAUUUCUUCCAAGCAAAGACCUUGAAUGGUACUUCUUCAGCCCCCGGGACCGCAAGUACCCGAAUGGGUCAAGGACAAACCGUGCAACAAAAUCUGGGUACUGGAAGGCAACCGGCAAGGACCGAAAAGUGAACUCGCAUAGGCGUGCAGUUGGUAUGAAGAAGACCCUGGUGUACUAUCGGGGCCGAGCUCCACAUGGUUCUCGCACCGAUUGGGUCAUGCACGAGUACCGCCUCGACGAGAGGGAAUGCGAGACUGACACGGGCUUACAGGAUGCAUACGCUUUAUGCCGAGUGUUCAAGAAGACAGCGCCUGGGCCAAAAAUCAUAGAGCAUUAUGGCGCAGUGCACCAUCCCAUCGAACACCCUCAGUGGAUGGCAGAGGCAGGCAGUGUUGACCGCCACUCCCCAACGCUGGACUUGUCCAGUGACGCUAGAGGUGACGACUUCGAGAGCAGCAGCUUCUCGUUCCCGACGGAGGCGCCCAGCAUGGACUCCAUGCACGGGAUGCAGAUGAGCGCACCCCACGAGGAUGGCAAAUGGAUGCAGUUCCUGAGCGAAGACGCCUUCAACGCCACCAAUAACCCUUUCUUCAUGAACCCACCUUCUUCUUCAAGCUUCCCAUGCCUCCCGUCCAAGGUGGAUGUCGCACUGGAGUGUGCAAGGAUUCAGCACAGGCUCUCGUUGCCUCCCCUGGAGGUGGAGGACUUCCCACAGGACGUCAGCCUCGACACCAAGGCGAGCGUGCUCCGCAGCAACCCCAACGAGGUCGACAUCCUCCAAGAGUUCCUCUCCGUGGCGUCGGCCUCACAGGAGCUCAUCAAUGGCGCCACCAGCAGCUGCUACGCUGCAGAGUUGUGGCCAUCAGGCGCGGGCACAAGCAGCACCAGCACCCACUACGUCAACGAACUGUCUUCCCUCGUUGAGCUCGGGGUGAAGGCCAAAGAGGAGGCAGACAACUUCUACUAUAUGGACUGCAUUGUUGGAACAUCUGUAGGGUUCUCAUCCAAGUCGUCGGUCCAAGUCGAUGAACAGGCCGUUAGGUUGGUUGAGAUCGCUGACAUCGAGGGGUUGAAGCAGGAAGAGAAGAGGCAGGUAGAGAACCUUAGAGGUGUGCGGCUUCACAACAAUGACCUAGGAGAGAUUGUUGUACAAGGAGAUGAAAGCAAUCCAACGGACUGCAUCACACAAUACCCCAUAUCAGAUUAUUCUGCUGACAAUUUAGGAGAAGCCGGUCACCUGGCCGAUCCCACUGACGUUGGCGGCGGCCUAGCCACUGCACCCAUCUUCUCGCAAUCUCAGCCUGACGACUUCGCUAUUGGGUUCGGUGACGUCGACGUCAACCCUAAUGCAUCUUUCGACCUGUACGAGAGGGUCGACGUCAAGCAUGGGCUCUUCGUCUCAACGGCCGGUGCGCCGAAGACAUUCUUCCACCACGUUGAGCCAUCGAAGAAGGUCAGCGUCUACCUGAGUCCCGUAGCGAGCGACGUCGUCGGCAAGGCGACCGAGAAGUUCCAUUCCCCCAUUACUGUGACAGCAACCAAAGCUUCCGUUUUUAGCAAGUUGAAGGCGCUCGUCACUCGUCAGGGACAAAUUCCUGGUGGGGAAGACGCCUCCAUCAUGCCGCCGGAGGUCCUUAGGCAGCAAAGAAAUAGCGGCAGUGAGUGAGUUGCUGCAGAUAGUACGUACUGUUGUCGCUCCUCUUAAUGACACCAAUGGAGGCAGGCCCCACGACGAUGAAUACCGAGCAAGAGUUGGUCAAGAAGGCGAAGAAGGUGAUGAAGCCGGGGCAUGGUGGUGGUGAUGGAAACCAAGCAUGUCUUCUUCUUCCACUCUCCAAGAGGAGCAAAGGCAUUUCCAGCAUGUUCUUCUCGGUGAGAAAUGGGCAUAAUUUC
This is a messenger RNA of Zea mays, 2057 nucleotides long. RefSeq lists its product as uncharacterized. Bases 1 to 1830 code for a protein of 609 amino acids. The transcript has 6 exons. Lineage: Eukaryota; Viridiplantae; Streptophyta; Magnoliopsida; Poales; Poaceae. Gene Ontology annotation, biological process: regulation of DNA-templated transcription. The record is from RefSeq and is marked provisional. Gene Ontology annotation, molecular function: DNA binding.